AUGGAGAUUCGAAUUGCUGCCCACGAAAAAUUGGGAUACCUAACCGGUGACACUCUGAAACCUCCUGAGCUCUCUCCAACCUAUAACAAAUGGUGUACGGAGAACUUUCAGGUCAAGGGGUGGCUAAUCGACUCAAUGUCUUGUGAAUUAAUGGGUCGUUUAAUCCGGUUAAGUACUGCCAAAGAAAUUUGGGAUGCCUUCAAGAAGACUUACUAUGAUGGUGGAGAUGAAUCUUAUCUUUUUGAUAUGAACAAAUGA
Molecule: messenger RNA, 258 nt
Organism: Prunus armeniaca (apricot)
Lineage: Eukaryota; Viridiplantae; Streptophyta; Magnoliopsida; Rosales; Rosaceae
Source: the annotation of a GenBank genome assembly